AUGCUUCUCGCCGUACUCACAUCUUUCCUUCUCGCUUCCCAAUCAUGGGCACAGCCUAAUGGAUACACGGCAAACAGUCACCUCUGGUACGAAACCCCGGGCCAAGACCUGAAGUCCGGCCUUCCCAUUGGUAACGGGAGACUGGGAGCCCUCGUUUAUGGCUCUGCUAUCGAAAAGAUCACACUGAAUGAGAACUCCGUCUGGAGCGGUCCUUUCCAGGAUCGUGCCAACCCCGGCUCUCUGAGCGCUUUCCCUGUUGUCCGUGAUCUCCUGACGAAGGGGAAGUACACGGAAGCUGGACAACUUACACUGCGAAAUAUGACUGGUAUUCCUACGGACACUCAAUGGUACUCAGUCACUGCAGAUUUAUUUCUGGACUUUGGACACAGAGAGGAGGGGUGGUCCGGCUAUGAAAGGUGGCUCGACACACAAACGGGCAUCACUGGAACGGUGUUCAACUGGAACGGUGUUAAUUACACUCGAGAGGCGGUCGCAGGGGCUGACGGUGGAGCUAUUGCCAUGCGUCUCACGGCGAGCCAGCACGGCGCUCUGAGCUUCAACACCAGCUGGUACCGUGAGAAGGGCAUCCUCAAAAAUACUUCUUCUUCCUGCGCUUCGACGUUGGUUUUGGAUAUUGGCGGUGACGACGCUGGUUCUAUUCCGUUUUCAACUGCCGUCAGGCUUGUGGCUGAGGAUGGGUCUAUUCGCAAAGGCAAUGACUCUAUGAUUUCGGUUGAGGGAGCCACUACUGUCGAUAUUUUCGUGAACGUAGAAACCAGUUUCCGAUGGGCUUCCACUGACAAGAUCAAGGAAGAGCUUACACGCCAGCUGGAUGUUGCUGUUAAGACUGGUUUCGACACAAUCAAGUCGCAAGCCGCCAAGGAUCACCAGUCUCUGAUGAAAAGAGUUGAGCUUGACCUUGGUUCAAGCAGUGAAGCCGGACUCCUGACUACAGACAAGAGAAUAGCCGCGUACCGUGUGAAUGCCACCGCGGAUCCCGAGUUCUUGACGCUCAACUUCAAUUUUGGGCGUCAUCUGCUGAUCUCUUCUUCCCGAGCCAGUGCAUCUUCGGGAAUGGGAGUUCCUGCAAACCUUCAGGGAAUUUGGAACGACAUGUACUUUCCUCCAUGGGGAAGCAAGUACUCCGUCAACAUCAACACGGAGAUGAACUACUGGCUGGCUGAGGUGACAGACCUCCCGGAAACCCUGCCACCCCUGUGGGACCUGCUUAGCCGCACCCGUGACAAGGGCCUCAUCACAGCCAAGGAGAUGUACGGCUGCCCAGGUUGGGUCUCCCACCAUAACCUGGACAUCUGGGGCGACUCUUGCCCGAACGCCAACGGCACGGCCUACAGCCUAUGGCCCUCAAGCAACCUCUGGAUGUCUCAGCAGUUGAUGGAGCGCUACCGCUUCAGCAACGACAAGAUCCAAGAGUGGCGCCGAGACUACGUCGAGGCUGAGCCGGGCCACCGCCACAUCUCCCACCUCAUUGAACUCUAUCCGGAGCGUCGCAUGACGCCCCUCGUAAACGAAACCCUUGCGGCAGCAGCCCGCGUCUCGAUCGACCGCCGCCUCGCAAACGGCGAGGCCACUGGCUGGGCCAAGGCGUGGAUAGCAGCGUGUUUCGCGCGCCUGUUUGAUGGCGAAGCGGCUCUGACACAGCUGCAGGGGCUGCUGAGGCUCCACUCAUCGACAAACCUCUUCCACGAGAUUGAUCAGGGUGGCCCCUUCCAGAUAGACAGCAACUUUGGCCUUGUGGCAGCGGCAGUGGAGAUGUUUCUGCAGAGCCAUGCUGGAGUCGUGCAUUUGCUGCCUGCUGUGUCGAGCAAAGCGGGGGCGGGAUCGAUCAGUGGGCUCGUUGCAAGGGGUGGAUUUUCUGUCUCGAAAUUCAAGAUUGAUGGCCAGGUGGCUGAGAGCGUGGAGACUGAGACCGGCAAGACGUAUACAAUCACGCUCUAG
Verticillium alfalfae VaMs.102 is the source of this 1959-nucleotide messenger RNA. Its product is annotated as alpha-L-fucosidase. The transcript has 6 exons. Gene Ontology annotation, molecular function: alpha-L-fucosidase activity. The coding region runs from base 1 to 1959 and encodes 652 amino acids. NCBI's taxonomy places the organism in Eukaryota, Fungi, Ascomycota, Sordariomycetes, Glomerellales, Plectosphaerellaceae. The record is from RefSeq and is a predicted model, not a curated record. Gene Ontology annotation, biological process: carbohydrate metabolic process.